CCCCGCCCCGGGCUGCCUCCCGCGCUCCCGCGCUCCCGCCGCCGGGACCCUCGGCGUCCGAGGAGCCGGCAGCUCCCGACCCCGCGAAGAUGGCGAGGAGGAGCCGCCACCGCCUCCUCCUGUUGCUGCUGCGCUACCUGGUGGUCGCCGUGGACUAUCAUAAGGCCUAUGGAUUCUCUGCCUCGAAAGAUCAUCAAGUAGUUACAGCAAUAGAGUAUCAAGAGGUUAUUUUAGCCUGUAAAUACCCAAAGAAGACCAUUUCCUCCAGAUUGGAGUGGAAGAAACUGGGGCGCAGUGUCUCCUUUGUCUACUAUCAACAGGCUCUUCAAGGAGAUUUUAAAGAUCGAGCUGAGAUGAUAGAUUUCAGCAUACGGAUCAAAAAUGUUACGAGAAAUGAUGCCGGGAAAUAUCGUUGUGAAGUUAGUGCCCCAUCUGAACAAGGUCAAAACCUGGAAGAGGAUACACUCACUCUAGAAGUAUUAGUGGCUCCGGCAGUUCCAUCAUGUGAAGUACCCAGUUCUGCACUGCGUGGAACUGUGGUGGAGUUGCGAUGUCAAGACAAAGAAGGCAACCCGGCUCCUGAAUACACGUGGUUUAAGGAUGGCAUCCGUUUGCUAGAGAAUCCAAAACUUGGCUCCCCAAGUGCCAACAGCUCAUACACAAUGAAUACAAAAUCUGGAACUCUGCAAUUUAAUACUGUUUCAAAACUGGACAGUGGAGAAUAUUUCUGCGAAGCCCGUAAUUCUGUUGGACAUCGCAGGUGUCCUGGGAAACGAAUGCAAGUAGAUGAUCUCAACAUAAGUGGCAUCAUAGUAGCUGUAGUAGUUGUGGCCUUAGUGAUUUCUGUCUGUGGCCUUGGGGUGUGCUAUGCUCAGAGGAGAGGCUACUUUUCAAAAGAAACCUCCUUCCAGAAGAGUAGUUCUGCAUCUAAAGCCAUUGCAAUGAGUGAAAAUGAUUUCAAGCACACAAAAUCCUUUAUAAUUUAAAAGAAUUCCACCUUUGCGAUGCACCAAAACCACAGUUGUUG
Messenger RNA from Mesoplodon densirostris (Blainville's beaked whale), 1027 nucleotides. It is a transcript of the gene JAM2, whose product is annotated as junctional adhesion molecule 2. NCBI's taxonomy places the organism in Eukaryota, Metazoa, Chordata, Mammalia, Artiodactyla, Ziphiidae. Gene Ontology annotation, cellular component: cell surface; tight junction; protein complex involved in cell adhesion. Bases 90 to 986 code for a protein of 298 amino acids. The record is from RefSeq and is a predicted model, not a curated record. Gene Ontology annotation, biological process: leukocyte tethering or rolling. The transcript has 10 exons.